Molecule: messenger RNA, 2298 nt
Organism: Phaeodactylum tricornutum CCAP 1055/1
Lineage: Eukaryota; Bacillariophyta; Bacillariophyceae; Surirellales; Neidiaceae
Exons: 1
Coding region: 289-2028 (579 amino acids)
Cellular component (GO): membrane
Source: RefSeq, a predicted model, not a curated record
CUCGGAACGCAAUUAUCAUACCGAGCGUUGCACUGUGUGCUCACUCACUGCCACUGUACUCAGCACCAUCCCCUCGUCUUGGUGUACUCCGGGAUCACGACUACUCGAACACAUUACGUUGUGAAAAUACUCAAGAAAGGAAACAGACAUUUCUUACGUUGACAAUACAGCAUAGUCUCGUUUGCGUCCGCAACCCGAUUCCGUUACGAGCUACGGGAGCGUGGCUUACCCGAGAUACACACACUCACAACACGAUCCAUAGAGUCAUCAACUAAUUUUCCACGAGAUAUGAAGCGCUCCUUUGUGUUCCCGAGUGCCUGUUGCGGUCUCGUCGUGGCAUCACUAUCGUUAUUCACCUCGACUACCGGUACCAGGGUGAGCGCCUUUACGCCUUCGCUAGUGUCGAUCGGAUCGACUGCAGUACGGACUCUUCAACGACAGACUCUGCGAUCUCAGAAUCAACCCCCAUCCUCUCCUUUUGCCUGGGGGUGUGACGCUGCUGUCCGCACCUCGGUGUUACACGCACGCUCCCCCUUUUCCUCCUUGUCAUCGCCGGGGAAUGCCACUUCGGAAAGCUCGCACGCUGUGCGCAGUCUCAGUCCGCAACAACAACUACAAGCGAAAGAUGACCGUUCCAUUACCACCGACAGUGCCGUGUACUGGUCCCAAGAAAAUAUGGAUGAGCAGCAUCACAAGGAGGAACUUUUGGAAAAGAACCGAAAUCAUAUGAGUAAUCUGGCGGUCACGAGCGAUGCCAGUCUCGUGCAGCCCGGCCCCUCGCAACGGGACAUUAACAUUGCUCGCAUUUUGUUGAUCGCCGCCGCGGCACUCUACGGCACGAACUUUUCUCUCGUCAAGCUAUUGGGCGAAACGGACUUGCCCGUUGGUGUCAGUGGGGCCCUGCGCUUUGGCAUGGCGGCGCUGGCAACCUCGCCUUGGCUCUUCGCCAAGGCCAAACCCAACGACGACGGAACCUUGCCGACCACCGGAUCAGACAUGUCCGUGGAAAUGGCGGCAACCAUGGCUGGACUCGAAGUCGGUUUUUGGAAUUCGAUUGGUUACAUGGCACAGGCGGUCGGACUCGCUACCACCGCCGCCAGUAAAUCUGCCUUUAUUUGUAGUUUGGCCGUGGUCGUCGUACCGCUCUUGGACUUUUUGGCCGGGAAACUCCUUCUUCCUCGACAAACCGUGGGUGCCUUCAUGGCGCUCGCGGGGGUAGCAAUUUUGGAACUUGGGGGUAUGAGUGCCGCCGACUUUACCCUCACUUUUGGUGACGCCGCCAGUUUGUUGCAACCCAUUUGUUUCGGGAUUGCCUUUUGGCGCAUGGAAGCCGCCAUGCAGCGGUUCCCCAACGAAGCGAAUCGAUCCACCGCCGCACAGCUGCUCAUGGUGUUCUUGGUCUCGCUGACCUUUGGACUUUUUACCGACCCGGGCGCCUUCAACGUGGCACAAUUGCAGGCCUGGUUGUCCGACACCAAUAUCUUGGCGAGCUUGUUCUGGACGGGCUGUAUUUCGACCGCACUCACCGUAUACAUGGAAACACUCGCGCUCAAGACCCUCAGUGCGGCCGAAACGACGCUCAUUUUCUCUACCGAACCGCUCUGGGGCACCGCUUUUGCCGCUCUCAUUAUGGGCGAAACGCUCGGAUGGGAAUCCGCCGUGGGUGCCGUACUGAUCCUCUCCGGAUGCGUCUUUAGCAAUCUCGGUAUACAAGGACUCCGAAAUCUAUUGCCGGGCUCAGACAAACCGGAUGAUUCGAAAACGACCGACAUUUCUGGCACUACACUGAGCUCGUCGCACGUGGCGGACGAUUCCGCCGGCAGCUCUACACACCACCAAGCGGCGUCCUUUUCCCCCACAUCGACCGAGCCGACGAAAAAGUUUUGGAAUCCCUGGACGAAAGAAUGGACGCAAGUGGGAGCGGUCGCCACCUUUGGAGCCGCUCUGUUUGGCGUCUGGAACGAACUGUCCGUAGGAACCCGGGUCAUUGCCAUGCAGGUGGAAGAAAUGAUGGACAAUUUUCUGUAACGGCGUUGCUCCUUCCCUCGUGGUGGGUGACUGAGCGGUUGACCGGUAUAUUGUCGCAUUGGUCAGAACCGCUUUCCGAUACACAAGAAACACACAAUGGUACCGAUUUCCACAGAGCAAAGCCGGCUUUUUUACCAUUUUUCAUUCCCGUACUUUGGAGGACCAUUUCGAAGCCUCCAUUUUGCAAAUCAAUAUCAUCAUUACGAACUUUCCUAUAGAGACUACAGCAACGCCAAUAACAUCAUAUAAUGAUCAUUUCUUCACUCGCUA